This is a messenger RNA of Aspergillus nomiae NRRL 13137, 3903 nucleotides long. Its product is annotated as putative C6 transcription factor. Gene Ontology annotation, molecular function: polygalacturonase activity; zinc ion binding; DNA binding. Gene Ontology annotation, cellular component: nucleus. Bases 1 to 3903 code for a protein of 1300 amino acids. The transcript has 4 exons. Lineage: Eukaryota; Fungi; Ascomycota; Eurotiomycetes; Eurotiales; Aspergillaceae. The record is from RefSeq and is a predicted model, not a curated record. Gene Ontology annotation, biological process: DNA-templated transcription; carbohydrate metabolic process; regulation of DNA-templated transcription.
AUGCUCAACAUGAUGAGUCUUGGGGUUUUCUUGGCUACACUGUUCAUCCCACAAUGGGUUUCUGCUUUACCAGCCCUGAAUAGCAGCAUAAAGACAUAUAGCUUUCCGGAAGGACUAGAUCUGGCACAUGCCUACGCCAUUCAGGUUCAACAAUCUACCGGGGGAUUGCAUACCGUUGAAUCCUACAACGCCAUCGUGUCAGAAGCCAAUACCACGUCCGGGAAGGGAAUCGAGCACAACACUUCUUUUGCUUUGUUCGACUUUGAAGGACCCGUUAAGCUCUCCGUCACCUACAAUAAUGGGCCAGUUAGGUCUGUCGCCAUCAGACCCUAUUCAUAUGAUAUCACGCCGACUGUGCAUGGAAAUACGAUCUCUUUUACGUUGGACCGACCGCGCAACGUCGUAGUCCAAGUGAAUGACGAUGUAUUUGACACUUUACAGCUUUUCACAAAUACUAUUGAGACCGACAUCCCGAGUCAAAAUGAUCCGAACGUGGUCUACUUUGGACCCGGCAUUGAGAACGGUCCCUCCCCCAGGAACGGGACAUUGGUCGUACCAUCGGGUAAAACUGUAUAUCUUGCUCCCGGUGCAGUGGUUACUUCUCGGCUAGCAUUUCAGAAUGCGACCAGCGGUUCAAUCCAGGGUCGGGGAGUGAUCAACCCAAGAUCAACAGGCGGUAUACUUAUCGAAUGGUCGAGCAAUAUCCUGGUAAAGGACAUUCUCAUUCUCGGGGCAAAAGGGUUCUCGGUCACGACGGGUACAUCGAAGAAUAUCACCAUGUUAGGAAUCCGAUCGAUGUCUUCCACCGGGAACGGCGAUGGAAUCGACUUCUUCUGCAGCGAGGAUGUGCUGAUCGAUGGGGUGUUUCUACGGAACUCCGACGACAAUAUCGCUCUUUACCAGCAUCGCUGGAACUACUACGGUGACUCGAAGAAUAUUACGGUGCAGAACUCAUCCCUCUGGGCGGACUGGGCUCACCCUAUCAAUAUCGGCACGCAUGGGAAUACCGAUAGCCCUGAGACCAUGGACGGGGUCACCAUCCGCAAUAUUGACAUCCUCGAUCACCGCGAGCCGCAACUUUGGUACCAGGGGUGCAUCGCGAUCAACCCCGGGGAUAGCAACUUGAUCCAGAACGUUCAUAUUGAAGACGUACGAGUCGAGGAUUUCCGCCUGGGGCAAUUACUCAAUUUCCGGGUGAUGUAUAACUCCAAGUAUAACACAUCGCCGGGUAGGGGCAUUCGGAAUGUCUACGUUAAGGAUCUGGUAUACCAUGGGUCCCAUGCAAACCCUUCGUUGUUUUUGGGAUAUGAUAACGAUCGGAAUAUCUCAAAUGUCACCUUUGUCAACCUACAGAUUAACGACAAGGUAAUCGACGACAACAUGGCUAAACCAUCCUGGUAUUAUACUGCGGAUUUUGUGCCCAUGUUUGCGAAUGAAUAUGUUGAGGGACUGAACUUUACCAGUGAGCAACAAAUGCGCUCUAAGGCAAACGGUCGACCCGCACAGGACCAACGACCGCAACAACAAGACCAGUACGCCUCCAAACCAGAAGACGAUAUCCCGGCUUGCCAGUCCUGCCGCAAGAAAAAGGCACGAUGUAGUCGCGAACAACCAUGUUCGCAAUGCGUGCGCUUUGAUGUCGCAUGCGUUUAUGAUGACCGUCGGCUGAAGCCCGGGCUACGCGCAGGAGCCGUUGAUCAGCUCUACCGCCGGAUUGAUACACUGGAGAACAUGUUUCUCGGGCAAAGUGUUCUGUGGAAGCAGGUCUGGGAGGCGCUCCAUCCUAACUCGGCCUUCCCUGGUGCUCCAGAUGAGGAUUUAAAUAAUGAGGAAACGCAGAGCAGACAAUUCGCCCACGCGCGCGAAGCCAUGAAACAAUCAAUGUUACAGCUUGCUGAGACUAAGGACAAGGCAAGGUCCUCGACGCAGGCAGAACACAACGAGGAUAACGAUCUUCGAUCGCCAAAGCGACGAAAGGUUGACGUGGUGUCCAGUCCACAGGAUUCGCUAAGGAGUGGGACAGACUUUGACAUCCUCAACUUGGACCUGGUGCACCAUCUUGUUGAAUUUUACUUUGCGAACAUUCACCACUGGAUUCCAAUUCUACAUGUCAGAAGGUUUCGAGAACAGAUUCAGUCUUACAAGGGACGCCAGAAGGCAAUUCAUAUUCUGCAUGCUAUUGUCGCGUUGUGUAGUCGGUUCUCUAGCGAUAGCCGCCUGGGAAGCGACACGGAGAAGGCCGAACUGGCAGAGAAAAGUAGGCAGAAGGUCAUCUUGAGCAGUAUGGAGUCAUUCUCAGUUGAGAAUCUCCAGGCUUUAGUAAUCAUUGCUUUUGAUACAAUUGGUCGUGGUCGAGGGCCAUCGUCAUGGUCUAUCGUAGGAGGUAUGGCUCGCACAGUAGAGCAACUUCAACUGAGCGUUGAAGAAGAGCAUCUUUCCAGUCCUUCUCAAACUGGCGAGACUUUGAUACGGCGCAUGGCGUUUCUGAAACCAUCCACCUCCUGGAGCGAAGCGGAGGAAAGACGACGUGUCUUCUGGACUGUGUUUCUGAUGGAUCGCUUCUGCAGCGUAUCAACCGGUUGGAAUAUCAGUCUGACCAGUGCAGAUGUGAAAAGGAGGCUACCCUGCGAAGGAGCGCUAUGGGAGCGGGAAACUGAAGCAAGACCGCCAUAUUUUGGCAUCUCAGACGCAAAAGCCGCUAACCCACAUCGUCCCUUACUAACAGAGAGCCGGAUGACAGCCGAUCCAAAGGAGCAAGAUUGUAUCGGGGGAUUCGCUUACUGCAUCGAAGCCACCGAGUCGCUAGCAUUAGUCACCAAUUUCUUUCUUCACCACGCCCUCGAUAUCCGAGAUGCGGACAAAGCGCAGCUGUGGCUCAUGCGGUUCAAAGAGCUUGAUCUCCGUAUGGUCCAAUGGAAGCUUUUUCUGCCCCCAAAAUGGCGGGAUGCGUCAGUCCUUAAUGCCGAUGGCAUCAUGGACCCUAACCUGACUCUUGCACAUACAACACACAACACAGCUGUAAUACUUCUCCACCAAGGAAUCGCCUACCCGCCAUUACACUGGCAAUCCUGCCCGGUCAAACUGCCUUCAACAUCAUCAGCAGAAACAUGUCUCGAAGCCGCUUCGGAGAUCAGUACGAUUGGCCAGCAAUUUCUUCUUUGCUCUGCCAUCCUCACCAACCCCCAGUUCUCGUUCUGCCUCUUCAUUGCCGGUAGAAUGCUCCUCACACAUUCCAAGUACUACGGUACCCCAAUUCCCAGCUCGUUGGAUUCGCUUAUUGCCAGCUUGUUCGAAAUCUCCCGCCGAUGGGCAGGGCCCCAAAAUGUACACGACAACCAAAAGGAUAACCUCGCCUCGGGCUUUGCGAAGCGAUUAGUUCAAGCAAGGGACAACUUCCCUGCACUAUCGAAACCUAGCUUAGAUAUUCGACAGACAGCAUACUCUGAAAAUACUGACGAUAGAGCACCCUCCAAGCAUGUAGAAACAGUUUCUACACCAACAGUACUUGAUGGCUCCUCGGUGCUACCAAGCCAUACGUACGCGGAACAGGAGCCCUCACUGCUUAUACCCGAUAACCACUCUGAUACUUCGGUUGGCUUGGCGUUCCCUCCUCUGCCCUUGUCAUUUCAGCAAACCCUCCAGAGCUUCACCGACGUAGAUCCGUUUGGUAUUUCCCUGGCAGAUCGGGACCAGUUCAACUCUCAACCGUCACAUGUGUCCAUCUGGAACAAUGCGACAAGCUCUCUCUACACAGAUGCGCCCAUUGUAUUAAAUUGCGCGUCUCCAGAGCAUCCGCAAGCGACACUGAGUCCUGGACAGAGGAUCAGUCGCUAUGGUGCAGUGGAAGUGGAUCGAGCGGCUGUUAUGGGCGAGAGUUCUACACAUCUUGGCCACAGUACUUAA